CUUCCACUACAAUCCACCAAGUCGACACUCAAGACGCAGCACGAGGCGCAUGACGUAGCAAAAAUGUCGGGUUUCGCCCGCGAGCUCACUUCCUGCCGGGGUCACGUUGUUGCCAGCGACCUCUUUGUUGGAUAGUAGAGCUGGAGGAUAGAGCUCUCACUUUCGGCGCGACAGUGCCUGACGGCACGGAACCUGCACGAAAUGAGCUCUAAUCACAGAGACAAAGCUUAUUGUUAAGCUCCUGAUCCAAGUGUAGUACAGUACUUCACUUCCCGUGUCCUUUUUGCCCUCUUCUUGCCCCACCGUCACACCCUCGCCCAAUGCGCUCCUCUGGCAUGUGCGCCUUCCGCCUCGUCCGACUGGAAGACAUGAGGGACGCUCGCUUCGACACACGGCUGCACAUUGAUGCCAUCCGGUCAGGCAUCGCAAAGGUUGCGUCACAGAACGAGAUGGGCCGCGAUGCAGCCUGGAGCUGUGGUCCCAACAGCGUGUGCCGCGCCAUGGCUAUGUUGGGUCUGGCAAUGGACCGCGACCUUGCACGCAACUUCAUGCUGCAUUCGCCGCGCGCCUGGGCCCACCUCCCCAUUGGCCCGCGACCCAAGCACCUGGCCGCGCACACUGAACACUGGUUCCCCGAGGCACACCCUCGCGCUGAGGACAACAACCACACGCGCGACGCUCCCAAUUGGGUCGCAUUUGUCGCCAAGGCGCGCGGUGAGCUGCAGUGCCAGCGUCCAGUGACGCUCCUUUGGGCCGUCAACAACACUCAGAUGCACUGGGUCAACAUCGUCGCUAGUCAGGGCACUGAUCGCGUCGUUUUUCUCGAUACCAACGGCUGCCUGUAUGAGGUGGCAUGGGAGGAGCUGCAUCACCUGGCGGACAAGAAGGGGACCCAUCUGAGCAACCUGGGUAUCUUGUCGACUUACAACUGGCUGGCGUAUGCGACGACGACGACGCGCAUGGAUCGACUGCUGGGUGGCGUCAAUGCGGCAUGUUGCCCCGACUUUUACCACACCGUCUACAAGCUCGACGGCGGCCAUUUUUACCGACAUGGCCAGGCUGAGGGGCGAGUAGGUGCUGCAUGGUGCCACCCCGGAUGGUACCGUGAGCAGUACCCUGACGGCACCUCGCUCGGCUUGCAAAACACCGUCGAGCACAUGCUCACCAUUGGACUCGCCGAAGGGCGGCGGUUGUCUCCUCACUUCGAUCCGCUCGCCUACCUCGCCUUUCACGCCGACCUCGAGAGAGUCUUCUUCCGAGAGCGAGGCUUGCGUGGGUGGGAGCUGCACGCCGCCCUGCUCGAGCAUUACAUUCGCCAUGGUCUGGACGAGGGACGCACCGCAGACCACUCGCUGUGCUUUGCAGCCUAUUUGUGUCGUUACCCGGACCUGCAGGCGGCCUUCGGACCCAGAGCGUAUAAGCGCGCAGCCAUGCACUGGUACGAAUAUGGCAUUGCGGAGCGACGCUCGAGCGCUGGCUGAGGAGCCGCGAUCCCACUCCUUGUGCUACCUUUCUUGUUUGAAUAAUGCGUCACAUGUCCAUCGCAACGAUGAUAGUAUUGAGGGUCUGC
Messenger RNA from Acaromyces ingoldii, 1570 nucleotides. RefSeq lists its product as hypothetical. The transcript has a single exon. The coding region runs from base 321 to 1481 and encodes 386 amino acids. NCBI's taxonomy places the organism in Eukaryota, Fungi, Basidiomycota, Exobasidiomycetes, Exobasidiales, Cryptobasidiaceae. The record is from RefSeq and is a predicted model, not a curated record.